Hemibagrus wyckioides is the source of this 8776-nucleotide messenger RNA. RefSeq names its product immunoglobulin superfamily, member 10 (gene igsf10). The transcript has 7 exons. Lineage: Eukaryota; Metazoa; Chordata; Actinopteri; Siluriformes; Bagridae. Gene Ontology annotation, cellular component: extracellular region. Gene Ontology annotation, molecular function: protein binding. The record is from RefSeq and is a predicted model, not a curated record. Bases 303 to 8060 code for a protein of 2585 amino acids.
UCUACCUGAGACACAGAAAGCCUCCUCUUACAUCCAGUCUUUCUCUGGAUGGAAUUUUGGAACUAGGAUUUCUUGGAAGAAACUUGGUGGAUACACAGCUUAAUAAUCACAUGGAUUAAUUGUUUUGUUUUUCCCCCAAUCUGGAUUACUUUAUUUCAUAAACUUAUCUUGAACUUAAUGUUGUUCUGAAGUUGCAAGAAUUUCCUGGAAAGUUGGUGCAGUGGCUCUGCACUGAUGGACGCGCGAAGCUGCAGCAUUUAAAAAGGACUGCAUGCGAGACGCGCGUCCGUGUCGUGUCCAAGAUGCACGCUCUCCGCGGAGGCUCGCGCUACCUGCGCGCUGGAUUCUUGGCGCUCGUGCUGUUUCUGCUGGAGGCACGGUGCGGGAGCAGCGCGUGCCCUGCGCCGUGCGUGUGCCACGUUCCCACUGAGGUGCACUGCACGUUUAGGUCGCUGAGCAUGAUGCCCAGCGCGGUUCAGCCAGAUGUGAAAAGAAUUAACCUGGGCUACAACAGUCUAACAAUCCUAAAGGAACACGAACUGUCAGGUCUGAAAAGCUUGGAGUUGUUAAUGCUGCACAGUAACACCAUCCAAACGAUUGAGGACCGGGCGUUCAGCGACCUUAAGGCUCUGCAGGUAUUAAAAAUGAGUUACAAUAGAAUCAAAGAGCUGCGCAAAGAUACAUUUCAAGGCCUGGAGAAUUUGUUGCGUCUCUAUAUGGACCACAAUACCAUCGAAUUCAUCCAUCCAGAAGCUUUCUACGGUCUCACCUCGCUACAGUUAGUCAACCUCGAAGGCAACAUACUCCAGCAGCUUCAUCCAGAUACGUUUAUAACUCUGAGAUACAACCAGAUAUUCAAAUAUUCAUCUAUCAAGACGAUAUAUCUCUCAGAGAAUGCACUGACCACUCUACCUGCUACAGUGUUCACUGGUUGCUACCAGCUAGAGAAUCUCUUUCUCAGUGGAAACCCUUGGUCAUGUGAUUGUCGAAUGGACUGGCUUGCAGCAUGGAUGGAAAGGAAUCCAGGUGUCCUGAAAUGCAAAAGAGACAGAAAGCUUUUUGUAGAACAGGUGUGCCCCAUGUGUGCCUCGCCACUUACCUCCAGAGGCAGUAAUAUUAUUUAUCUGUCAAGUCAAGCCUACACAUGUUCUAAGCCAUGGAUUCAUUCCCAUUUGAAACAGAGAAAUAUCACAAUGGAGGAGAACAGCUACACCCCAGUUCUUCCCAAAGACUUUAUAGCUCCAAUAGGGAUGAUGGAAAUGAAAAUCACAGACCAGUUUAACAAUAAUGCCAGCGUCACCUGUGUUGUACAGAGGCCAGGGGGUUUGGACAACUUGAAUGUAACCAAAGGAGUAAUAGGUGACGAUGUUACAACACUGAGUGCAACUGUGUCUACGUCGCUUGUUUGUAAUAUUGAUUAUGAUCACAUUCAUCAGCUUUGGGGCAUCUUGGCCUCUUACAGUGAUUCCCCAAUGAGACUUGAGAGGGAGUUACUUCUCACUAUGUCACCAGAAAUGAUCUACAACUACAAGCAAGCAAGAACGUCUGAUCCUGAGCUGAAUGAAAUUUUCACAGAGAUUGAGGCAGAAAUUAAGGCAAAUCCUGCAUGGUUACUUCAGGGUACCAUUAACCUACAGCUGGACCUUACUACCACCACGUAUUCAACACUCCAUGUAAAGUAUUUCUCCAAUAUUGAAAUAAAUAUUGAAAGCAAUAAAGUGAGGAGAGACCGAUUCAGCUGGACAAUGAUCAAAAAGGAUAACCAGACCAAGACAGAGUUUUCAGUACUUUCUGGUGGCGUGGCUGAACUGAACUGUGAGACUUAUGGUGAUCCCAAACCCUCCAUAGAGUGGAUAUUACCAGAUGGAAUAAAGGUGCGUGCACCAUAUAGCAGUGAGGACCGGAGGAUAGUUAUAUUAGACAACGGGAAGCUUACGUUACGAGCAGCAGAUAGCUCAGAUUCCGGUAUUUACCACUGCAUUGCCACUAAUUAUCUAGACGCAGAUGUACUUUCUUUUAGGGUUACUGUACUGUCCCCAGAUGUAGAGGAGGAGGAGGCCAACGGUGUUCAGCAUUCCCGAACAUUGGGAGGGAGCUUAGUUCUUGACUGUGAAACAAAUGGUACUCCACAAGCCUCUAUUCAAUGGAUACUACCAGACCACACAGUUGUGGACCGGCCUUUUGGAAACAAGAAACUCUACCCAAAUGGUACUUUAGCAGUACAUCCACUGACUGAGAGAGACAGGGGUUUUUACAGAUGCCUAGCUGCUAACCUUCUUGGGGUGGAUUUAUUAGCCUCCCUAGUAACUGUUUCUGAUGAUCGAUCAAAAGUUGUUCCACUGACCAACAUAGAUGGCUCUGGUGAUGAUGUAGAGGAAAGUACAGAAAAUAGCCAAAUACUUUACAGUGAAGGGUUUUCUAGUAGAAUUAACCAGGAAUCGAGGACAAUUACUUCAGAUAGACCAUACCCCAGGCUCCGGCCCUCACUUCGCCAUGGAGUAACAAAUAGAAGGGGAGGUAACAGACACACUGGCUGGUCUAGAAGGGUGUUUGACAAAGCAUACAGGAGAGUAGACCCUGAGAGAUUAGCAGAUUAUAUCAAGAGAACUCAAAACAAAAAAUCAGGGAAAGAUGGAAGUAUAAACCUAUCAGAUAAAUCCCAAGCUAAUGUUGAUCUUUCUGUUGAUGAUGAGACGGGUUCAGGAAAUGCUGUGUUUGAAGAUGAGGUUUCCUUGCCAGAUCAAGCAAUAUCAAGUACAGAAAAUCCAGAAAAUACUGAUGGUAGUUUUAUGACCACAUAUCACCUGCUAGAACAUGAUCAAAAUAAGGCUACUGAAAUCACAGAGGUACUAAGUGAUGAUUUAAGCAAUGUUAGAGCAACAACAGAAAACAUGAGAACAAUCACAACAGGUUCCUACUCUUACACAGAUGCCAGCCCAAUGGUGCCAAGUGUUACUCUUAGCAAUUAUGAAUUUCAAAAUGAUGAGACAACACCUUUAAUAACCACCCAAGAUUAUGAAGUUGGUCCUAGUAGCAGCAAAGCCUACAUUUCUGAAAGAAGCACAAAUAAACCUCUGCAACCAUUUACCAUGAAAUUUACAGUUACUGAGACCAUGGAUGAAACAGAACUGCAGUUUUCUGGUGAUAUGCCAGAGACUGUAACUGAGGUAUUGCCAAAUAUCAAAUUACAGGGCCCUAAUGUGACGCCAGUGCUGGAUCGACCAACACAAAGGGUAAACCCAGUAGUACACACGUCUACAGACCCUGAGAGUCAAACCACUUUUACAGCAAUCACUACGACAGAAAGAGAACAAGAUGAGAUCACGUUUCAUACUACUCAAAAAAUCAAGUCUCCGCAUCUGCCUCCUGGAUCUACCAUCAUCUCCCACCAGCAAAUCCAAAUUAUUCCUCCUAAUAAAAAGCGACCAGGAAAGAGACGGAAUUUUUUCAGCAGGCGCAGAAUUAUUCGUCCGAACAAGAUUACAGAUAUACAGUCCUUACUAGAUAAGCUCAAAAGACCAUCUGUAGAGUAUGAGAUUAACUCCACUGUUCCAUACACAGUGGAACUGACCACAAAUUUGGAUAACGUGAAAGGUAGAAUGCCAACUCUAAAAACCAACACAGAAGAUUCAGCUGUCACAUCUCAAGUGCUGACCUCUUCUGUGGGAAAAAUGGAAAAACUCAUUACAACAACCCUGAGUACCCCGUUUAUUACUUCAUCAACGAUACCCCCAAAGUCCACUACAUUUAUAAGUGCAGGACAAUCGAAGUCAGAUAGUUACACCGAAUAUAUUCAAUCUACAAAUGUCCAUGAGCAAAAACCUACAAAAGAUCCAAAGAAAGACGUUUCAACCGCUGUUGCAACUACAACGACAACUAAGGCUUCUAAAGUCAUACAGGGAAAGAUACCAUGGCACAGAUUCUUUGGAAGCAAACAGGGUCAGCGAGAAAUUCUCAAGAGACUAAGAAAACCAUCUAAACCAUCAAUAAUAAUAAAGAGCACAACGGUCAGAACCAUGACCACAACUGCACCAUCAAGGGUUUUAACUGCCCUACCUACAGCUGAGUCAAUGCCAGCACCAAUGGCUGCCAUACCUCCCGUUACACAAGGAAAUCAAGGCAAUUUGGGCAUAUCCCCUCAUAACAAAACAAGUUUGUCAAAAUUUGCAGAAUCACAGAAUUCUUAUAAAGUCAUCACUUUAUUUACAACUGCCAGUCCAUCUAGCAAGUAUCACAAACCAACAGCUAUGUACAAGCCAGUAUCUACACCUACGUAUGGAUCCAGGGUAUUUACAGCUACAGCUCACAUUGCACCAAUUCCACCAUCCCUAACAAAGAAAACAUACAAGGAAGAUACAGCUGAGUUCUCAGGGUCUUACUCUGGAGGGUCUGGGGGAUUUGCUGGUACAUCUUCACAAAUCCGAAAGCCAAAUUCCCACAGACGACGUUUCAGAGGAAGACGGCCACUUAAAAAAUAUACCACACUAUCUCCAACAACCAAAUCUGCUACAUUUGAAACCACCACUCAACAACCAACCUCAAAACUAACCAAGCCCUUGUAUAUACCUACGACAGAGGUUGCAAAAUCCACUAUUCACACAUCAUCUGACAUAAUAGAUUUUGACAAUGAAGAGUGGAGAACCAAAUCCAAACCAACCACUUUCCCAAAAACUCAUUCUAUUACAGGUGAACUUUCACCUACAGCAAGCUUUUCUUAUACAACUAAUACAGCAAUGCCUUACAUCACCCAGAAGUCAAAAAAACAGAAAUCCAAAGCAAGAAUGAACUCAAAUAAAAGAAUCCCAUCACAAAGAGGUGGGGGAAGGUAUCAAACUCAGAGACCUAUGAACAAAAACCAAGACCUUCUGGAACAACAAACAACUGCUUUGCCAGACACUAAAAGAGAUGGAUCUAAAAAGAGGACUAGUACUGAGAGGACACUUAUCUUUGAUGCAGUAACUGUUGUGACAGCAGAAGAAAACAAUAAGCUUACUUCAUUUCCAUCCAGCAAAAAUAUCUCUAAACAAAUUCCAAAUACUUAUGAUCACACCACUGUGUAUGACACUAUAUCAUCAACUACCAAUGCAUUUGAAUCAUCUACAAAUGAUAUAACAUCUAAGCCAAGAAUCAUUGGUGGACAUGCAGCCAGUUUUACAGUUGAAUCAAACUCUGAUGCUUUCCUUCCUUGUGAGGUUUCAGGUAACCCUGAACCUAGCAUCAGCUGGAAACGAUUCUCCCCAUAUACAGGGACUACAUUGACCAUUAAAGGAAAAAUGGGUAAAUUUGAGGUGUUCGGGAAUGGAACAUUGUUGAUCCAGAAUGCAAAUGUCAAAGACCAAGGACAAUACAUUUGUCUGGCUGAGAAUACUUAUGGGUCUGACAAACUCACUGUCAUGCUGUCAGUGGUGGCUUAUCCUUCCCAGAUAUUGGAAGCAAAGGUUCGAGAUAUCAAAGCCCAUUCUGGUGAAACAGUUGAGAUGAAAUGCAAAACAGAAGGAAGACCAGUGCCGGUUGUUUCAUGGAUUCUAGCAAACCGCACUCAAGUUAGAGGUCAAAACAAUGGUCAUGGCAGAGUAACGGUUACACGAGAAGGUACUCUGGUCAUCCAACAGGUAUCAGUAUAUGAUCGAGGACAUUAUAAGUGCAUUGCAAGUAACCCAGCUGGUAUAGAUACAGCAACCGUGCGUCUUCAGGUGGUGGCAGCUCCCCCUGACAUUUUGGAAGAAAAACGGCAGCUGGUGAAGGCUGAUGUUGGUCAGAGUGUAUGGAUGCCCUGUACAGCACAAGGAGACCCUCAACCCACAACACACUGGGUUUUGAUGGAUGGGAUAGUUGUAUUGCCACUUCACACUAGCUCCAGAGUGUACUCAUUUCCUAAUGGCACCCUUCACUUGAAAAACCUGGGUGUCUCUGACAGUGGAAAAUAUGAAUGCAUUGCAACUAGUUCCACAGGAUCUGAGCGCCGAGUGGUCACACUAUCGGUUGAAAAAAUAGAAAUUGCCCCCGAAAUUAUUGAAACAUCUGGCAGGAGGACUGAACUGGCAUAUGGCAGCCAACUUCGUCUGAACUGCACUGCAACUGGCAUUCCCAAACCCCAAAUUAUUUGGAGACUUCCAUCCAAAGCCCUUGUGGACCAGUGGCACAGAAUGGGCAGUCGUAUCCAGGUUUUGGAGAAUGGCACGCUUGUCAUUGACUCAGUUAGUGAUAAGGAUGCUGGAGACUACCUUUGUGUUGCACGCAGCAGUGCUGGAGAUGAUCUACAAUUAAUGAAAGUCUCUGUGCCCAUGAAGCCAGCUAAGAUUGAACCCAAGUUUGCUGGGAAGAAACAGGUACCAUAUGGCAAGGAACUAAAGGUAGACUGCAAGGCUUCUGGUGCCCCUGUACCAGAGAUUUCAUGGGGCUUGCCAGAUGGCACACUGGUCAACAAUGCUCUUCAAGCUGAUGGAGGAAUAAGAAGUAGAUCUAAACGUUAUAUAUUGUUUGAUAAUGGAACUCUUUACCUGAAUAGGGUGGGGAUGGAUGAAGAAGGUGACUAUACAUGUUAUGCAGAGAACACCUUAGGCAAGGAUGAAAUGCACGUUCACAUCACUGUUGUGAGUGCAGCACCUCGUAUACGCCCCUCACCCCUCACUUAUGCCAAAGUCAAGCCAGGAGGGAACAUCCGCUUUGACUGUGAGGCCAUAGGGGAACCCAAACCAAAGAUUCUGUGGAUGCUACCAUCGAGUGACAUGAUUGCUGCAUCAAAUGAACGAUAUUUGAUGCAUGUCAAUGGAUCUCUUGAUAUCCGCAAUGUAAAAUUAGCUGAUGCUGGAGAAUAUGUUUGUAUAGCUCGCAAUGCUGCAGGGGAUGAGAGCAAAGUAUACAAGUUGGAAAUGGAUGGAAAUCCACCCAUCAUCAAUGGCUAUUACCAGAACAGGACAGUUGUUAAGGAUACAGCAGUAAAAUAUUCUAGGAAGUUCAUAGACUGCAAGGUAGAAGGAGACCCUCCUCCAAAGAUCACAUGGAUAAUGCCAGACAAUAUCUUUCUUACAGCUCCUUACUACGGGAGCAGAAUUAAUGUCCACUACAAUGGGACUUUAGAAAUACGCAAUGUUAGACCUACAGAUACCGCUGAGUUUAUCUGUAUGGCAAGGAAUGAUGGGGGUGAAGCUGUCUUGGUAAUACACCUGGAGGUUACCAACCAACUUAUGAGGCCUAUCUUCAAAAACCCCUUUAAUGAGAGGUUGGUGACCCGACUAGGGAAAACUACAGUACUUAACUGUUCUGCUGAUGGAAACCCACCUCCAGAUAUGAUCUGGACUUUACCCAAUGGUACCCAGUUGAUUGGAGGGCAUAAUAUAGGAUCUCAACAUCAAGUGGGCAGUGAUGGCACAUUUAUCAUACAUAAUCCAAAUAAAGGGGAUGCAGGCAAGUAUCGCUGUGCUGCAAAGAACAAGGUGGGAUACAUUGAGAAACUAAUUAUUCUAGAUGUUGGACAAAAGCCUUACAUUCUGACACGUCCGAGAGGGGUUAUUCGCAGCAUGUCUGGAGAACCCCUGUUCCUCCACUGUUUGGCUGAUGGAAGCCCUCGUCCCAGCAUCCUUUGGACAAUGCCAGGAGGUCAUGUCUUAAGCCGUACUCAGAUCACUGGUCGCUACCAGCUAAUGGACAAUGGUACACUGGUCAUCCAUCAGACCAAUUUACACGACCGUGGGACUUACAUGUGCCGUGCAAAGAAUAAUGUAGGGGAUGCACUUCUAACUGUGCCUGUCAUCAUAGUUGCCUACAUACCCCGCAUCGCUAAUGGACCCCCACCAAACAUAAGGACAACAACAGGCACUCCAGUGCAACUAACCUGCGUUGCUGUUGGAUUACCAAAACCAGAAAUCACCUGGGAACUACCUGACCGAUCAGUUCUCUCUACAGCUGGAAAGGGACGUUCUACAGGCAGUGAGCUACUCCAUCCUUCAGGCACACUUAUUAUUCAGAAGCCAACAAGAGCUGACUCUGGUGCUUAUAAGUGCUUAGCAACUAAUCAUCUUGGAACAGUCACCCGAGUCACAUAUCUGACGGUUAUUUAAAAGAGCCAAUAAACAUAAAUCAGUCCUCUUUAAAUCUUUAAGACAGUUGUCAGACACUAAUGCUUCCAAAAAUUCCUCUGUUUAUUAAGUGCUGUUGUGGCAUAAUCCUAAAUUUAGAGAGCUAUCAGUAGUAAAUGUUUUACAUUUAUUUAACCAUAUAUCACUCUAAGAUUCACAUGGGUGCUAUACCAAGAAAGAUGGAGAAAGAUGGAUGUAUUAAAUAGACUACACCGAUCUGCUAUUUGGCAUGAACGUUGACAUGAAUUUGCAACAAGGCCCUGAAUUCUGCAGUCAAAGAAAUACUUUACAACCAAGUAGUUUUAUGUUGAAACGAUAUGUGGCACUAAUCACAAGUUCUAAUACAUGCAGAGCUGUAGGAGAUUGCUAUGUAUGAGAUUUCACUGCUUUCUAAACUUUUACUGCCCAUGUAAUAAGUAAUCUAGUGAGCAGCUGACAUCAAUCACCUAUUUUUCUUUUCAAUAUAUUUUGUAGUACAGUUUAUGUUGAUGUAAAAUAUUUGCAAGUUACAACAUUUUAAGACUGAAUUAAUAUAUUUUGAAAAAUAUCACAGUUUUUAUGUGAUUGAUAGUAUAGAUCAGUAUACACGUAUAGUGGUCUCAUUGUUAUAUUUUUACAAAAGAAACAAUAGUGUUUGUCACUAUAUAAAUGGCUUUUGAAUUCUUUUCUGAAAUACUUAUAUCUGUGUUUAAUAUUUA